This is a messenger RNA of Phascolarctos cinereus (koala), 3055 nucleotides long. RefSeq names its product dynein cytoplasmic 1 intermediate chain 1 (gene DYNC1I1). NCBI's taxonomy places the organism in Eukaryota, Metazoa, Chordata, Mammalia, Diprotodontia, Phascolarctidae. Gene Ontology annotation, biological process: transport along microtubule. The record is from RefSeq and is a predicted model, not a curated record. Gene Ontology annotation, molecular function: dynein light chain binding; dynein heavy chain binding. Gene Ontology annotation, cellular component: cytoplasmic dynein complex.
CGGAGGUGAUGGGGGUGGAGGGUGCCCAGCCGUGACACAGCAGCACGGCCGCCGCCAGCCGGCCAUCAGUCUGUCCGUCAAUCCACUGUUGCGGAGCUGCUGCGCAGAGGCCGAGGGUGGACCGAGCAGGACUGUGGCCGCAGCUUGCGGGCUCCGGCUCCUCCCUCCUACCUCCUCCAUCCUCUCUCCUCCCUCCUGCCAUCACCGCCGCAGCCGUCGCUGCCUGAGCUCAUCGCAGAGGCCCGGGUCCUUAGCCUCAGCUGCUGCAGCGCCAGGAAGUCACAAUGUCUGACAAAAGUGACUUAAAAGCUGAGCUGGAACGAAAGAAGCAGCGGUUAGCCCAGAUCAGGGAGGAGAAGAAACGGAAGGAAGAGGAACGGAAAAAGAAAGAGGCUGACCUGCAGCAGAAGAAGGAGCCGGCUCAGGAAGACUCGGACUUGGACCGUAAGCGGAGGGAGACGGAAGCGCUGCUUCAGAGCAUCGGCAUCUCUCCGGAGCCGCCGCUAGUGCAGUCGCUGCAUUUUGUAACAUGGGAUACCUGUUAUUUUCAUUAUUUAGUCCCAACCCCUAUGUCUCCCUCCUCGAAAUCAGCGAGCACACCUAGCGAGGCCGGCAGCCAAGAUUCUGGAGACCUGGGACCACUGACCAGCUGCCUUAGGACCCUGCAAUGGGACACUGACCCCUCAGUGCUGCAGCUCCAGACAGACUCAGACAUUGGGCGGAGACUGCAUAAACUCGGCGUGUCAAAGGUGACUCAAGUGGACUUCUUGCCCAGGGAAGUUGUAUCCUAUUGUAAGGAGACACAGACUCCACUGGACACACACCAGUCAGAAGAGGAUGAGGAAGACGAGGAAAUGGUGGAGGCCAAGGUUCGGCACGACUCAGACCUAGAGUGUCCAGAUGAGAAGCAGGAGGUGAAGGAAGCCCCUCCCAGGGAGCUGACGGAGGAAGAAAAGCAGCAGAUCCUCCACUCGGAGGAGUUCCUCAUCUUCUUUGACCGGACCAUCCGGGUCAUCGAGCGCGCCUUGGCCGAGGACUCCGACAUCUUCUUCGACUACAGCGGCCGGGAGCUGGAGGAGAAGGACGGGGAUGUCCAAGCUGGGGCAAACCUUUCCUUUAAUCGCCAGUUCUAUGAUGAACAUUGGUCAAAGCACCGGGUGGUCACCUGUAUGGACUGGUCUCUCCAGUACCCAGAGCUGAUGGUGGCAUCUUACAACAGCAAUGAGGAUGCGCCCCACGAGCCUGACGGAGUGGCCUUGGUCUGGAACAUGAAAUUCAAGAAGACCACCCCUGAGUACGUCUUCCACUGCCAGUCCUCAGUGAUGUCUGUCUGUCUGGCGCGCUUCCAUCCCAACCUGGUGGUGGGCGGCACCUACUCAGGCCAGAUCGUCCUCUGGGAUAACCGCAGUCACCGGGGGACGCCAGUGCAGCGGACGCCCUUGUCUGCAGCUGCGCACACGCACCCCGUCUACUGUGUCAAUGUGGUGGGCACCCAGAAUGCUCACAACCUCAUCACCGUUUCCACCGAUGGCAAGCUGUGCUCCUGGAGCCUGGACAUGCUCUCCACACCGCAGGAGAGCAUGGAGCUGGUGCACAACAAAUCGAAGCCUGUGGCUGUCACUGGGAUGGCUUUCCCCACAGGAGACGUCAACAACUUCGUGGUGGGCAGCGAGGAGGGGACGAUCUACACAGCCUGCCGCCACGGAAGCAAGGCUGGCAUUGGGGAGGUCUUCGAAGGACACCAAGGACCGGUGACCGGAAUCAACUGCCACAUGGCUGUGGGCCCCAUCGACUUUUCCCACCUCUUCGUCACCUCGUCGUUCGACUGGACAGUCAAGCUGUGGAGCACUAAGCACAACCGGGCUCUCUACUCCUUUGAGGACAACGCCGACUAUGUCUACGACGUCAUGUGGUCCCCCGCGCACCCAGCGCUCUUCGCCUGCGUGGACGGCAUGGGCCGCCUGGAUCUGUGGGACCUCAAUAGCGACACUGAGGUCCCAACGGCUAGUGUAGCCGUGGAGGGGGCCUCUGCCCUCAACCGUGUCCGCUGGGCCCACACUGGCAAGGAAGUGGCCGUGGGGGAUUCCGAAGGCCGCAUCUGGAUCUAUGACGUUGGAGAGCUUGCUGUUCCUCACAAUGAUGAGUGGACCCGGCUUGCUCGGACACUCGUGGAGAUCCGCGCCAACAGAGCCGACAGUGAGGAGGAAGGGGCCGCGGAGCUGGCUGCCUAGAGACGAGCUGGCCGGGCUGGCUCGCGGGCGCACGCCCAUUCUCCCGCAGGGCAGGGUGUCUGCCAGUGGGGAGUGCCCCGUGUUCUCCGUGGAUAUGGUGUUUCUGUGGCUUGCUUCGCGUGCUCCCUGCAUUCAUUAAAGCAUCCGCCCAUCCCCGCUGCCCGUGAGCCUAUAAACAGCCAGAGCGUUCCUAGACUUUAUAUUUAUGUCUCCAAAGUAAAAAGCGGGGAAAGGGGAAACCAAACCUUUAUGGAUUUCGUUGUUGCCUUUUAACUACUUCGUAGCUGUGUUUAAUAGCCAGGAGCCCCGGCCCAGUCGGCGACCCGGGAAGCCGGGUGGGAAGGAUCGCGUGCGGCUGAGGCGCUGCGCCCGCCGGGGGCUAGGUCCUCGGGGACGCCUUAGGAAUGUGCUUUCUGCCCCUCGCUGCUCCUUAUUUAUUGCGGGUGGGGGUUGGGGUGGGGGGCGGGUGGGGAGUAUGUGCGUGAACACUCCAGCGCUGUAUGGAUCGUAGCUGCUGGGAGGCAUCAAAAUAAACGACCUACAAACAUGGGCGUAAUGAGCCCCCCUCCCCGUCGCCCUGCCUCGGCAGCAGAGUUCCUCCAGCUCUGACUCCUUAUUAGGGCGGGCCAGGUGCGCUGAAAACGCCCAGCGGAGCGAGGAGGCCUGGAGGGAUCGGAGGAGGCGAAGGCCCAUUAUCCUCGAGUUCCUCACCAAUAUUUCAAGGCUAUCUGGGUCGUGGAUGUCGUUUAAGCUAGCAGAGCCUGGCAAAAGUUUGUGGUUCCUGAAUGUGACCCCAGAAUCGCCAAUAAAAUAAUCAAAACCAU